AUGCAAGAAGCCAAGAGACAACCUGCCAGACGGCAUCCUUACAAAGGCAAGAGACCCAUCAACACCGCUGCAGCUCCUUCUCGAAAUGCUGCACCACCUGCACCUCCACCAAGAGUCGCGACUCCUCCUCUCACCGAGCAAGUCCCUUUGGAUACGCCGCGUUUUGCAGAUCUUGCAAAGGAAAACCUGAUUCAUCCCAUCAUGCUGCAGACUAUUACGCAGGAUCUGAAGUUCGACCACAUGAUGCCCGUGCAAGCAGCAACUCUACACGACCUCCUUGCGAAACGGAUAGAUGUGCUAGCACAAGCAAAGACGGGAACGGGCAAGACGAUCGCUUUUCUGCUGCCGGCCAUACAGACGCUUCUCAACAAGAACAGAAAACCAGGGUCUGGGGUCUCUCUACUAGUCAUCUCACCAACGAGAGAACUUGCUAUGCAAAUUGCAAAGGAGGCAACAGCACUGCUCAAGCGUAUGCCGCAGUAUCAAAUUAGCUUCGCCAUUGGUGGAACAAACAAGACUACGGAGGAGAAGAAGAUCCUAGCAGGCUGCGAUAUCCUGAUAGCCACCCCUGGGCGUCUCCUCGACCACUUGAGCGACGAGAGGGUUCGAGGCUGCUUCAGAAACCUCGACACGCUCGUGCUCGAUGAAGCAGACAGGCUUCUAGAUAUGGGAUUCAUGAAUGAUUUGAAGAAGAUCGUCGCCUAUCUACCCGACAAGGCUAAGAGUAAUAGACAAGGCAUGCUCUUCUCCGCAACCAUCGCGCCCCACGUAGAAAAGGUCGCCCAUCUUGUUCUCUCAAAGGACUACAAGUUCAUCUCCACCAUCCCAAAAGGCGAUCUCAAUACCCACGAACGCGUGCCCCAGCACCUGAUCGUCGUGCCCACCUUCUCCGACGUCGCAGCCGCCCUAGUCGGUUCUCUGCGCUCCGAGAUCGCUCUUGAGGGCCCGGCCACCUUCAAAGCCAUCAUCUUCGCCCCUACCGCUGCGCUCGCCGAUUUCUAUGGCGAGGUUCUGUCUGCUAUGCCCGGUUUGGGAAAUGUCAGUGUGCUACACUCGCGUGUGAGUCAGGGCAAGAGGACCAGUGUGACGAAUGCUUUCCGAGAAGCCAAGCAUGGAACCUUGGUAGCUACGGACGUCGUUGCGCGUGGUAUGGACUUCCCCUCAGUUACAAACGUCUUCCAGGUCGGCAUUCCCAUGGACAAAGAAUCAUACAUUCAUCGAUUGGGACGUACUGCUCGUGCUGGCCGCGAGGGCAGAGGAACAUUCAUUCACGCCGCGGAUGAGACCUUUUUCUCCAAAUACACCUUGAAAGAAAUUGCCUUUGAGAAAACCGAGGCAGACGUGAGCGCUAAGAAUGAGGUGAGAGCUAUUGCUUCUCGUAUGGAGAGUCAAGCGAAGACCUAUCAAGCUUGGCUGGGAUAUUACAAGGGACAUGCCAAAUCCAUGGGCUGGGAUACUGCCAGGCUGGUUCAUGAGGGCAAUAGGUUUGCUUUGGACGGCCUAUGUGCACCAGAAGUGCCAGCUAUCAACAAGUCGACAGUGGGCAAGAUGGGUCUAAAAGGUGUACCAGGGUUGACUGUCCGACCUGAUCCACCGAGAGAGCACAAAGCCAGAGGAGGUGGAGAGGGUAGAGCUGGCGGACGAGGCAGGGGCUAUUAG
Molecule: messenger RNA, 1659 nt
Organism: Lachnellula hyalina
Lineage: Eukaryota; Fungi; Ascomycota; Leotiomycetes; Helotiales; Lachnaceae
Gene: MSS116
Product: ATP-dependent RNA helicase, mitochondrial
Exons: 1
Coding region: 1-1659 (552 amino acids)
Cellular component (GO): mitochondrion
Molecular function (GO): ATP binding; nucleic acid binding
Source: RefSeq, a predicted model, not a curated record